UCCUCUUUCAUUUCUUGGUCGGUGUCUCCUCCUCAUAGCCACCUUUGGCAUCAUCGACGUCAAUCCGGAACUCUAUCGGGCGCUGACAAACAUAAAACACACACACCAAACAACACUCACACACAAGUGCUCUCCCCCCACCCCUCCCCACCUGUUGCCUCCUCUGCGCCCUCCGAGCCUCCACCGACGCAGACGCAGUCGCCCCCAGCGCACCAUCAGUGCCCGACCGACUCAUCAGCCCGCCUCUAUCUGUAAAGGCCUCAUACCCACUGGUGCUACUCAUACCCCUGUGUGGCCGUGCAGCAGCAGCAGCAGCAGCAGCGCUGGUGCCGCUGUCCUGGGGGACUGGCACCACCCUUGACGUGAUGGUGUGCGAGCGGGGUGAGUAGUCUCGUGUGGGGGAUCGCCUGACGUGGUGGGGUGGGGGCGGCUGCGAGUCGGGGUGGUCGAAGUAGUUGGACUCCACCGUGGCGUCGCCCCGCAGGAGGACGGAGCUCUUGCGCACUGUGGGGGAGAAGUGGUUGGCCUGUGAGUAUGGCAACCAACACAUUCACACACACAGACACACACAAUUAAAUGGUGGAUGGGUGUGUCGCGUCGCGUGUACCUCAGUUGAUUCGGCUGGCGAGACCCCCCGCACGAAGGACUGAACGAACUUCUCCUUCAGGAGCUCAUACUCGGCUGACAGACAGAACACAGGGUGGAUGCAUGGGGGCAUCGUGUGUGUGUGGGAGGGGGGAUGGGGGGAUGGCCUCACGUGGCAGCUGGCUGGACGGGUCGACAUUCUCCAGGCCGCUCUCAAUGAAAGACUCCCUGGUCACCACUCCUGAACCGCGACAACACUUUCUGUGUGUGUGUCUGUGUGUGUGUGUCUCUGUGUGUGUGUGUUGUCGUGUCCCUUUCAGGGUGUGUGUACCGAUGAGUUGUCCCUCUCCGUCACACACAAAGAGCUGACCGAUGUUCAGCAUCGUGAAGAGGAAAUGCAGCUUGCUCUGAACAGACACAAACACGGUCGGCACACACAGCACAGCAAUCAUGCAUACGAUCUAUCUGCCCUUCCGGCUUGGCUUACCACGGGCGUGUGUGGCAUGACGGUGAGCGGGGCCCAGUCGAUCGCACACAGAUCCAGGUCAAAAUGGGUGCCUGCACAUCCAUCCAUCCAUCCAGCUGCAAUGAGAGAGAGAGAAACAACCCCACCUUGUAGCGAGGAGAUGUCAUAGAGAUCAAGGUUGCCGUCUUGGAUGGCGAGAGGGGGCUGGGGGCUCCCCCGCUGACCAUUGGUGGCAGCUGCGGCUGCUGCUGCCGACUGCUGCUGCUGUUGAGCAAUGGGGAGGGGCGGGAUGGUCGUGGAUGCUACUGAGGCGUUCAGGAGAUCACCACCUGCACACACAGAUGGGCGUGGUGUGGUAUGGUCUGCGCGCCUGGUGUAUGUAUGUGUUGUGAAUGUACCGAUUCCUGAGCCGACGGGCGUCUCGGUGUAUUGGGGGACCUGAUGCCUGAACACACAACACAAAACAACAGGUAUGUCACAGCACCUCCCCCUCCCCCUCCCCUCUCUCUCUCCCUGCCUACUCGUUGGUCUGCGCCGCCAUGGAUCCGUUCCGCCCAUUCUCCGCCCUCUGGGGAUACAGCGGCUGCUGCGCCUCUCCAAGAGCCCCAUGGCUCAACGCCACCGCUCGUCGUUGUCGCGUCGGCCGCAGCCACCUCUCAUAGAACUUGGCGGCCCUUCUGGCCCGCCGGUAUUUCUUCAUGAUGGCGUCGAUCUCAGCGCAGGGCAGCACCGCCACGAGCUUGGGGUGCUCCCGAGAGGCGACCAGUGGGACUGCGGCACCAAGGCAUGCGACACGGCAGAUGAGGGCGUCUGUGAGGGUGGCGCCGCGGAUGGGCAGAGUGAAGGCGGAGGGGGAGAACCUGUGUGACAUACAUAUGCACGCAGAGGUAGAGGGAGAGGAGGGGGCAUUUGCGGGGGUGUGUGCUUGUGUGUUGUGAGUGGAUGGCUGGCCUCGUACAUGAUGUCUGCAGCCGUGAGAGAGUACAUCUUCUUGCUGCGGAUGGCCGGCAAAUAAGGCAGACGCUGAAUGAACGAACCAAGACACAGACAGAAGACAAUAAAGACACGCAGACAGAGUGGUGGGCGUAGGUGUGUGUAGGGUCCCCACCCACCCACCCACACACACCUUGCUGCGCAGCAUCAUUUCGUAUACGGAAAUGCUGAGUGCCGCGUUGGUGACGUAGGCCAUCAGCACCGCCAGCAGCACCGGCAGCAUCAUCUGCAGCUGACCUGACCAUACAUAAAAGGCAGCCAACACAAGCAUACUCUCAUACUCUCUCCCUCCGCGUGUGAGCGUGUUGUCUGUCACCCACCAGUGAGCUCGAAUACGAUCACCGUCACGCUGAUGGUUCUGGUCACACCUACGCCAUCGAUGACAGACACAACACCAUGGGGCGCCUUGUGGCAUGGUGUACUCAGCUGACCGGCUGCGAGGGCCGCCGCCCCCACCACGGCAUACGAUGCCGCCACCGAUGCGCCAAACAUGGACGCGAUGAAUCGCCCGAACAGCCGACCUGAUACACAGAAAAAUGGACGGCACACACGCAGAUAUGGACAUUUGGAAGCCAGCCUCCUCUUGACAAAUGACAAAUGGGGUUUACCGAAUGCGGCGCCGGCUACAAACACAGGCGUAAAGAGGCCGCAUGGGACGGGGCACGACAGCGACAAAGCCGUCACUGCACCAGCCAACCAACACACGCAUCCAUCCAUCCAUCCAUUGUGUGCUGUGUUUGGUUUACCGAUGAGUUUGUAGGGGACAUAGACGAGCAGCGACCCCACUUCACCAAGUCGCCACCGAGAGACAUCUGACAAAUGACACAGAAUGCAGCAACAGAAUGCAGCCACACAUGAUGGAUGGAUGGAUGGAUGGGCGGACGGAGGGAUGAGCGGACGAGCGUACCCAGGUCCUCGUUCGAGAAGAGCUGCGUCAGCGUGUUCCGAUCCUGUGGCAAUCGAAGCACAGGCAGGUGACGGACCAAGAAUGUUUGGCUGCUGGAGUGUGUGUGUGGGGUGUGUGUGGGUGGUGUGUGGAUGUGGCUGACUCGCAUACCCUGUUGCUGAGGUAUGGUUCCCAUAUGCCGACCACCGACAGGGGCAGCAUCAGCACAAAGGUGUACAGGUACCAACUGAUGACACACACGACACGACCAACGGUGAGUCGCUGUGGCACAUCCAAACCACUGGCAACACACCUGGCUUUGUGGACUUGGAGGCGCCGACCCAGCUACACACACACACACACACGAGAGAACUGCGCUGUGGUGGGGGUAAUGUGUGUGUGUUGUGAGUGAGUUUGGUGCCGUACUCUCAUGAAGAGUGCCGUGAGGUAGAUGAACACCCCGCCAAGGCAGCCACACACACACCCUGCACACACGCAGACAACACAUGGAGAGUCCAUCCAUCCAUCCAUUCAUCCAUCCAUCCCUUGCCCCGGCAGCUAUGUGCCAACACCUACCGAGGACGGCGUAUCCGAGGAUCUCAAACGAUAUGUUCACGUCUCGCUGGAAAUCAGUACCGGCAAAUAACUCAAUCGCAUCUGUUGAACCGCACACCACACCACACAGCCGCCGAUCCCUGCCCCUGCCUUGCCCACCCAUUUCCCCAUUUACCCUUUUACCUAUUGCGUGUAUGGCCCUAAAGGUGAAGACCGCCCAAAUGACGCAAAAGUAGGCCUUCCACAGCGCAUUGACGAAAAAGAACGUCGCCGUGACCUCGAUGGCAAACAACACACCGCCGACAGGAGCGCCAAACGUGGCCGUCACACCCGCUGACACCGCCACGCCCAAGAUCGUCAGCCGGUGCGUGUGCGUCUGUGUCGAGUCAAUCAUACACACGAGCGCGGUUAUUCUGGGCGUGUGUGUGUGUGUGUGUUUGUUUGUUUUUUCGGUCGGUGGCAGUACCUUUGCGCAUUCCCUGAAGGGUGGCAGUUUGGCGAGCUGGUUGGCAAUGAUCGCCGCUAUGUGCACAAAGGGACCCUCCUUGCCCACCGACAAACCUACCAACGAAAACAGGCGGUAUCAGACUCGGUCUUGUGUGCCCGCCCGCCCUCCCGCCCGCCCGAACUCACCUCCCGCGAGUGCGGCCGUGAGUCCCAGUGUCUUGCCCACGAAGGCCCUCAGCGAGAGAUACCUCGGCAGCAGCACACCGCUCAGGAUAGUCUUGAGCUCAGGGAUCCCCGAGCCCAUCGCUUCUGGAGCUAUGACGUGGCAGCAGAAGACGGCCACCGCCGAUGCCCCAAGGGACCAUCCAGCGAGGGUCACGGCUGACAGGAUGGGGGAGUCGGCGCCGGUCUGAGUGCCGCACAGCCAAUGCCGGACUGACGCAGCCAGCAAGGCAGGAGGAGGAUGGACACCACACCCCGUCGUAUGUGUGUGUGUGUGGUUGGUGGCUUACGUUCGAGGAGGAGGUCGAUCGACAUAUCCAUUGCCCACGAGAUGAGGGCGGUCUGGCUCACACACACACACACACACACCCCACACAUACACAACCAUGGAGGGAGAGAUGGAUACAUACGUGUGAGGUCGUGGUGUGGAUCGGAUGCCUACCAGUACGCCAAGGCAGAAGAGCAUCAGCCAGAAGGACCAUUGCACGUUCCUGACGGUCGUCACCAGCCGACUCAGCACAGCGUUGCCAACUGAACAGACACACAUACGCGACACUCUCUGAUCAGUGGUGCUGUUGUUACUUCUCCAGUCACCUUCGAUUCCCUCCUCAGUAGCGUCCUCCCCUACAAGAAUUUCCGGACACUUCUGGACAUCCUCAAAGGUGCUGCAUCAACGAUCCAUCAACACAAACACACGAGAAGAGAUGCCAACGCGCCGGCGCCCGCAUGCAUGCGCAAAGCCAAGGAAAGAUGUGCAUUUGCUGUGCUGUGGAUGCCGUGAGCGUCUACGUGAAGAGAUCGACUAUAUUGUAAGAGAGCGUCGGCGGCGCUGCUUCAGGCAGAAGGCCAAGGGAGUCCGACUCGACAGCCUGCUGACUCGACUCCACUGCCGCCAUGGAAAAUGGACAACGGCCCAAUCCAACGAAUGCCAAUCAGUCGGAGUUCACCCGCGCUUUACUCCGAUCGCCGAAUCGCCGAGGCGUCGCAUCG
This is a messenger RNA of Vitrella brassicaformis, 5144 nucleotides long. The record is from the annotation of a GenBank genome assembly. NCBI's taxonomy places the organism in Eukaryota, Vitrellaceae.